CCGGAGUCCGCCUCGGGCGAUCUGCUUGGGCGUCGUGGCUUUGCGUCCUCCCCGGAGCGACCCCCGGGGCGGGGGUUCGCGAGGGUUAAACUUCCACGGUGCCGACCGCGCUCCCGCGUGAUGCCCUUGGCCCCGCGGCCCCAGGCAUGCCCAGCCUCAGAGCCCGCCCCGAAGAGGCGGAAAUGGAUCCCUCAGCUCCUGGACCAUCCCCAUGGACCCCUGCAGCCCGUGUGAGUGAUGUGCCCGCCGUGACCCGCCCUGCGUCUGCACUGUGUGCUCCGCUCUGCUGCGGCGACGCUGACCAGGGAGCUGCCCCCCAGCACCAUCAGCAGCCAGAUCGCAACACGAGGGCUGAGGGCAAGGAGUUUCUUCAGAAGGAAGACGUUUCUGAGGGUUUAGACUCGCAGGCAGAAAUAUCAGAAAACUGUACCAGUGAUGUUUCCCUGGCACCUGAGCUCAGAGAACUCUGCGAUGACGCGUUAGAAAGAGACUGGGGUGUCCCCUACGACAUGAGACAGGGGCCGUCCCUCUGCCCAGAGGAGGACUUCGCACAGGUGGCAGCGCUCCUCGGCAGCCCCUUAGGAGAGAGAGAGCUGGGCUGUGAUGAUUUUGAGAGAAGCUCCAGUCGGAGCCCAGACCCAGCGGCAUGUCUGGGAACUUCUGUGGAAGAGAGUCCACCUCCUUACACAUGUGGCCAAAGCUUCCAAAACGGCGCAGAUGUCACCAGCCAUGAGGGGCUCACCACAGCUGAAAGCACAUUCAUAUGUAACGAGUGUGGAAAAACCUUCAGCCAGAAUUCAGUUCUCAAAAAUCAUCAGUGGUCUCCUGUGCACGAGCCCUCCUGGUGCAGCGAGUGUGGCAAAGCCUCCCGUGCACACUCAGACCUGCUCAGGCCUCAGGUCACCCACGGUGGAGAGAGGCCUUAUGUUUGCAGUGACUGUGGAAAAGCCUUCAGCCAGAACUCCAGCCUCAAGAAGCACCAGAAGUCUCACACGAGCACGAAGCCCCAUGAGUGCAGUGAGUGUGGGAAGGCCUUCAGGCGGAGCUCCAACCUCAUCCAGCACCAGAGGAUCCACUCUGGGGAGAGGCCGUACGUGUGCACGGACUGCGGGAAGGCCUUCAGGCGGAGCUCCAACCUCAUCAAACACUGCAGGACCCACACAGGCGAGAAGCCUUUCGAGUGUCACGAGUGUGGGAAGGCAUUCAGCCAGAGCUCACACUUGAGGAAGCACCAGCGAGUUCACACUGGAGAGAGGCCUUACGCGUGUAGUGAGUGUGGCAAACCCUUCAGCCGGGUCUCCAACCUCAUUAAGCAUCACCGCGUGCACACAGGAGAGAAGCCCUAUAAAUGCAGCGACUGCGGGAAGGCCUUCAGUCAGAGUUCAAGCCUGGUUCAGCAUCGGAGGAUUCACACUGGAGAGAAGCCUCACGUGUGUGACGUGUGCGGAAAAGCCUUCAGUUACAGCUCAGUGCUCAGAAAGCACCAGAUAAUCCACACGGGAGAGAAGCCCUACGAGUGUGGCGUCUGCGGGAAGGCCUUCAGCCACAGCUCAGCCCUCAUUCAGCACCAGGGCGUGCACACGGGCGACAAGCCCUACGAGUGUCGGGAGUGUGGGAAGACGUUUGGCCGCAGCUCCAACCUCAUCCUGCACCAGCGAGUUCACACUGGAGAGAAGCCCUACGAAUGUACCGAGUGUGGGAAAACCUUCAGCCAGAGCUCAACUCUCAUUCAGCAUCAGAGAAUCCAUAAUGGCUUGAAACCCCACGAGUGUAACCAGUGUGGUAAAGCCUUCAACCGAAGCUCAAACCUCAUCCACCACCAGAAAGUUCACACUGGAGAGAAGCCAUACACGUGCACCGAGUGCGGUAAGGGCUUCAGCCAGAGCUCACACCUCAUUCAGCAUCAGAUCAUCCACACAGGGGAGAGGCCCUACAAGUGCACCGAGUGUGGGAAGUCCUUCAGUCAGCGCUCAGUCCUCAUCCAGCACCAGAGGGUCCACACUGGGGUGAAGCCCUAUGACUGUGCCGCAUGCGGGAAGGCCUUCAGCCAGCGCUCGAAGCUGCUCAAGCACCAGCGGACCCACACCAGGGAGUGAGAGCCGGCGAGGCGGCGCUCUGACCCCCGCUUCUCAGUGGGGCUCGCCCCCUGCCCUCCUCCCACAACCUGCUGUUCACACAGCCUGGGACCCCCCUUGCGGGGGGCGGGUCACAGCCCCUCCCUCCUGCCCGUGCACCCACCUCACGUGACCUUGUUUCUCUCUGGUUUUUCCGUUUUGUUGUGAGACUGCCAUGUUUGUGAGGAGGGGAGGCAGAGACUGCAUAUUUAUGAAUGGCGUUUACUGCUGUAAUCAAACAUAACCAAAAGAGUAAACUGACGUUUGCUUCCAGACAACAGCACUUCUGCUCGGUGACUCGUGUCCUGUGCACGUGGAACCAGGUGGAGUCGGGUCUGACUGCCGCCACCCUCCCCGUGUGGCGCGCACUCCUCAGCGCCGGCCCCUUGCCUGCGUGCCCGCGGCAGUCUGACGCCAUCCCUCCUCCUCCUCACAGCCCGCGAGACUCGGGUCCCCGCUUGGGGUGCUGCACAAUGGCAGGGGGCUGUUUCCCAGCCUCCACUUCCCUGCCUUAGGGUCCUGGCUG
This is a messenger RNA of Phyllostomus hastatus (greater spear-nosed bat), 2640 nucleotides long. It is a transcript of the gene ZNF16, whose product is annotated as zinc finger protein 16. NCBI's taxonomy places the organism in Eukaryota, Metazoa, Chordata, Mammalia, Chiroptera, Phyllostomidae. The transcript is spliced from 3 exons. Gene Ontology annotation, molecular function: DNA-binding transcription factor activity; RNA polymerase II cis-regulatory region sequence-specific DNA binding. Gene Ontology annotation, biological process: regulation of transcription by RNA polymerase II. The coding region runs from base 147 to 2096 and encodes 649 amino acids. The record is from RefSeq and is a predicted model, not a curated record.